CUGCAUAGCAGAGCCAUACAAAGCAGAGUGCUUACAGUGAAGCACACACACAGCCCCCAUAGUAAAACAGCACACAUUUAACCCUUUGAUCUCCCCAGAUGUUAUCCCCUUCCUGCCCAGUGCCAUUAUGCUUUUUAUUAGCACUGAUCACUGUAUUGGUGUCACUCGGGAAGUCAGUGACCCCAAGUCAGUUUCCCCUAGUGUCAGAAUACCAGCCGCAGUUCCGCUAUAAGUCGCUGAUUGCCGCCAUUACUAGUAAAAAGAAAAAAUCCCAGUAUCUAUACCGC
This is a messenger RNA of Staurois parvus, 287 nucleotides long. The record is from the annotation of a GenBank genome assembly. NCBI's taxonomy places the organism in Eukaryota, Metazoa, Chordata, Amphibia, Anura, Ranidae.